UGCUAGGAGGCCUCGGAGCGUGGGUUAAUCUGCGUCAUGGCUGAAGUCCCGCAAGGUUAUUAUUCUGGCCCCGAUGAAGAUGAAGACCUAGAAUCUGAGAGAUCUAAACUGCCUAGGUCUCUUAAAAUUGCCAAAGACGCCGAACCAGACAACCUGGCAGAGGUACGCACAGAGCAAUCUGUAGAGACUGACCAAGAUCCACAGCCAGAGACCGAGGAAGAGGACUUAAUAGAGGGAGUUCCAGAGAGUGCUAAAAAUGUAGACCCACGCCCAAAACCAACCACCACAUCUGAGGAAGAGAUUCCCAAGGAGCCAGAGAUAGACCUUUCUAGCGAUCCUGAGCCAGGGAUUUCCCAAGAGGUAAAGUCGGAGACAUACAGAGAGAUGGAAGAAGAACCUUUAGAGGAUUUGGAGGUCCCUGUGGAUGAAAAAUGUGAGGAGCCAGACCUAGAGCCACCAGAAGAGGCCAAACCAGAUGUUACAGAGGAUGUACUCAAAGGAACGGAUCUAGAACUACCAAAGGAAACCGAGUCUGAUGUUCCAGGGACCACAAUCAUUGAGACAAGAUUAGAGUUCCUGAAGGAAAACAAACCAGAGGUUACAGAGAAACCACUUGGAGAACAAUACACAGAGACAGCUCAAGAUCCUCCAGAGCAGUCUAAACCUGAAUUUCCAAGUGAGAAACCAAGAAAAUCCAUUGAAGAGGUAGAUCUACAGCCACCAAAGAUGACCAUACUAGAGAUCCCAGAGGAGACUCACAGAAAGUCACCUGAGGAGAAAAGGACAAAGCCAUCUGAGGAGGCCAAAUCAGAGUCUCCAGAAAAAACAAAGUCUACUGAGAAGGCAGUGCUAGAGCCUCCAGAAGAGAUGAAGCUAGAUGUUCCAGAGGAAAUGCAAAAAAAAUCAAUUGAAGAGAAAGAGACAGAGCCACCUGUGCAGACUAAACCAGAGUUUCCAGACCAGAAACCAAGUCAGUCUACUGAGGAGACACAAAGAAAUUCAACUGAGGAGAAAGUUCCAGAGUCACUAGAAGAGAUCAAAUCAGAGUUGCCUGAGGAAAAAUCAAGAAAACCAACUGAAGAAACAGGUCUAGAGCAAUUGGGAGAGACCAAACAAGAAGUUCAAGAGGAGACACAAAGCAAGUCAACUGUGGAGAAGGUUCUAGAGCCACCAGAGUAUACUAAGCCAGCAGGUGAAAAGGAAAAGCAGAGAAAAUCAACUGAAGAGAAAGGACCAGCACCACCAUUGAAGUGCAAAUCAGAGACACUGAGAGAGUCAACUGAGGAGGAAGGUCCAGAGACACCAAAACAGACUAAACCAGAGUUUCCAAAGGAAAAAACAAGAAAAUUAACUGAGGAAACGGGUCAGGUGCCACCACAGAAGACCAAACCAGAAGUUCAAAAGAAGACACAAACAGAGCCAACUAAGGAAGAUCUAGAGUUACCAGACAAAGCCAAACCACCACUUAAAAGAGAGACAGAGGUAGAGUUUGCCAAGGAAGAUAUGAAAGAACCAGUCCAACUUAAGCAUUCUGUAGACAAGGAUGAGCUGGAGUACCCUGACUCUAAAACAACAACGUCAGUAGAAAAAACUAAAAAGGCUACAAAAGGCUCUGUGUUAGGGUCUCGCUCAAUAAGCAACAGAGACUCAAUGACUUCAAAUUAUGAGUUUGCUAAAAAAAAACAAGAACUGUGUGAGUUUAUUGAUACCAGUAAUGAUUUCUAUUUCUCAGAGUCUCAGAGGGAUUUAAGAGAAUCCUUUAGUGAAAAGAAAGUUGUAGAUAUGUCCCCAAAGUUGGAGAAGAGGGUAGGUAAAGAAACCCAGCCAAAAAAAAGUAGUGAGCUACAAUUUGAGUAUCUUAAAUGGGAGCCAGAGAAUGUUGCAGAGUGGAUUAGCCAGCUAGGCUUCCCUCAAUACAAGGAGUGUUUUACGACAAACUUCAUCAGUGGCCGAAAACUCAUCCAUGUAAACUGCUCAAACCUCCCUCAGAUAGGGAUAACAAAUUUUGAGGACAUGAAGGUAAUUUCUUGGCAUACUCGGGACCUACUGAGAAUUGAAGAGCCAUUAUUCAGUCGCAGCAUCAGCCUUCCCUACAGAGACACUAUAGGCUUAUUUUUAGAGCAAAAAGGUCAUACAGGGGUAAAAUCUGAUUCCUUGAUGUUAUCUGAAUUUGUGCAAGCAGCAGGAUUACAGGAUUAUGCUCCACAAAUAACUGCCCCUGAAGAAAGUGAGGCAUUAAAUUACACUGAGCCAUAGAGAAAAGCCAUUUCACUUAGCUUGAAAGAUGAAACUAAAUUACUUGUAGGAAAAACUGUGGUCUUAUGGGGUUUUCUUUUUCUCCUCUUUAUUAAGGAUCUGAGUUAGAACUGUUGGCUCCUUACUAGCCUUAUCACUGACUCACAGCACCUCCCCUUUGUUUGUGUUUCAAUUUAGCCCCUCAUUAAAACAAAGAUAGCAAUGCUUCUCUUUCUGGGUAAUUGUAAGAAUUCCUGUUAAAUUCAAGUAAUGCAUCUAGUAGUAGGAGCAUGUUGAGGAAACAGAAUUACAAGUGAAAUCUCUUGCUAACCUAGAUAAUCCUCUCCACAAGUGCAGAAAAAGAAACAGUUUAAUUAUUGAAUCAAAACUAAAUCAGACUGUGAUGCACAUCACAGACAAGCCACAAAAGAGACUACAAAGAUAAGGAAAUCUUACCCUUUCAUAUAGCCAGGUAGAUACAACCCUUAACUUACAUGUUAACUAUAUGUACCCAAAGGAAAAAUAAAACUUCUCAUAUCUCUAUGACAAAUAAGAAGUCAUUCCUGGGAGCCAAGCAUUUAGGCUAAAUUUGCACAGAGUCGGGAAAACAAGAUAACAUCCUCCUAGAUGCUCACAUUUCAAAGAGAUGGCUCCAAGCCCCUCAGAAAGACAAGUCAUGGGAAUUAAAACUGGCAGGUGGUGAGAAAGGAAAGAAGGGAGGGAGAAGAAAAGAUGGUGGCAUGAGAAGUGAGGCAGAAACCUCCUCCCAAAACCACAUAUAACAUGAAA
Molecule: messenger RNA, 3024 nt
Organism: Manis javanica (Malayan pangolin)
Lineage: Eukaryota; Metazoa; Chordata; Mammalia; Pholidota; Manidae
Gene: SAMD15
Product: sterile alpha motif domain containing 15
Molecular function (GO): protein binding
Source: RefSeq, a predicted model, not a curated record